UCGUCUCUUACAGAUGAAGAGACGUCUGUCCAGGGUUGAUUGCAGAAAGGUUCACAUUGUGUCGUGAGACAGACAGACAGCACGUGCCCCUGACAGUGCGAAGCAAGACCAUCAGUCAACGCGCUCGUUUUUUGUUUAAACAGCUCUCUUUUCAACACAGCUAACAGUUAACUCGGCCUGCAUGUAUGGGAUGUAUUUUACAGGUCGAAUGAAGUAAAAAAAGAUGAGGCUGAUCUGAUCGAUGGUUAAAUUGCCUUGGAGAUAUUUACUUGUACACAAGGGUUCCUUUGAUCUUUGAAAGUACUUUAUGACAACCACAUCCGAUAUAUAUGUAACACUAGACUGAGGAGUCACAAUGGAAGUAAAACAUACCGGAAUGGAUAGGGAGAAUAAGUCAGUUACAAGAAGCAACGACGUAUACCAAGAAGACGAUGGAGAAAGCACACCUCUUCUGGGUAAAAGUGAUCAGCGCGUUCAGCUGUCCAAAUGGAAACCUUUGUCACAGCUGGUUGUUCUUGCAGUCGUGUACAUGUUAGGGUACUCCCCGUUGUCAACUUUAUUAAAUUUAGAAAGAAUAUUGUAUCCAGACAUAGGCAUCUAUGCUUUAGUGUGUAACUUUGGAGGAUCUAUAUGUUCCUUAGUGACUGCAUCAGUGAUUGCCAAACAUCUUGGGGCAAAGGGAUCUGUUCUUCUAGGCUGGGUUUGCCAAGCAGUAUUCAUUGCGGCACAUUUCUAUAUGGAACCUUAUGUCAUUCUGCCAGUUGCUUUCCUGGUUGGAAUAGGACACGCUCAGGCUUGGAUAACCAACGCUGUCUUUGUUACCGCGCUGGGUCUUCAGUACUCUGAAAUCACCGGCCGCCCUCAAGGUGAAGUCAUGGGCAUGUUCCAGGGAAUAUUCUUCGCAAUCUUUCAAUUUAAUGGCAUCUGGGGCAAUCUGAUCUCCGCUCUCGUGUUGAACAGCCCAGCAGACGACACAACUGGUAAUGGGAGCACCUCCCAUGCGCAAGGCGGGAACUUGAGCGCGCUUUGCGGAAGUAAUUUCUGUCCUUGGGAAGAUACAUCCGGGACGUACAUCACACAACCCGAUCAGUACGUGAUUUAUAUAAUCCUUGGGUGUUUCCUAGGAUUGGUGGGAUCGGCCUUUGUGAUAGCACUAUUAUUUUUGAAGGACGUGAAAUCAACGACAGGGGAUUCCCUUCACAGCUUAGGAGCUUUUCUGGUGACUGUUUGGCGACUGAUAUUUAAACGGAAGAUGGGUCUUAUUCUGCCAGCAUUUAUGUUCGUGGCAAUUGGGCAGACUAUGAUUCUCACGGAGUUUAUCACAGCUUUUGUAAGCUGCGAAAUUGGUAUACAAUACAAUGGCUGGACGGCCAUGUUCUACAGCGGAGGUCUAAUCUUGGGUUCGACCUUGACCUCUCGUCUCGUGAAGCACGUGGGCUGGGUAACCUUGUUUGUAUUCGCCGCCUGCUGUAACGCUGCGUGUCUGCUGAGUAUGCUGUUUUAUGAACCGUCUGGUUUUGAUUCACUGUGGUUCUACUUCCUGAUACCGUUUGUGUCUGCACUGGGAGACGCGCAGUGGCUUGCUACAGCAUCUGCUUACGUGGGCCACGUGUUUCCGGAUCAGAAGUGGCCUGUCUUUGUCACAGUGCGGAGUUUCAUCUAUGUAACGUUCUCGCUGGUGUAUGCUUACUCAAACUUUGCAUGUAUGGAUACAAAAGUAUACGUAAUGCUGGGAGUUGUAGGCAUGGCCCUUCUGCUGUCUAUUAUCUUUCUUGGGAUAACUAAAAAUUGGCAUAAAAGUCAAAACACACAAAAAAUUAAAUUUGUACAGAUGCCAUUUGACCUGAGGUUGGCCUGA
Messenger RNA from Lingula anatina, 1858 nucleotides. Its product is annotated as N-acetylglucosamine transporter UNC93A. The record is from RefSeq and is a predicted model, not a curated record. NCBI's taxonomy places the organism in Eukaryota, Metazoa, Brachiopoda, Lingulata, Lingulida, Lingulidae.